AUGAAGACAUCCAUCAUCUCUACCAUCACCAUGCUGCUCAUCUCCAGCAGCCUGGUUGAUGCUCGCAAAUGCGUGUGUCUUUUCAAGAACCAGGACGGCAACGACCAGGGCUCCCAGGGUUCCACUGCCCACUGCUGCGGUGACGACGUUGUCAUUGCACCUUUCCACAAGGCGGAGUUCUACUGCCCUAACAGACGGGAGACCCCCGCCGAGUUCCAUGCUUGCUGCACAGGCUGGAUCCACAGCUCCUUCGGAAGCUGCGACUAA
Messenger RNA from Colletotrichum orchidophilum, 267 nucleotides. RefSeq lists its product as uncharacterized. Bases 1 to 267 code for a protein of 88 amino acids. The transcript is spliced from 3 exons. The record is from RefSeq and is a predicted model, not a curated record. Lineage: Eukaryota; Fungi; Ascomycota; Sordariomycetes; Glomerellales; Glomerellaceae.